Molecule: messenger RNA, 1140 nt
Organism: Puma concolor (puma)
Lineage: Eukaryota; Metazoa; Chordata; Mammalia; Carnivora; Felidae
Source: RefSeq, a predicted model, not a curated record
CCUCCUUUCCUGGUCUGUCUUACUCCUUAAAACACAGCCUUCCUAACGUUACAGCAAGCUGCUGAAGUUUCUCAGCUUCGGGGAGCCAGGGUAAUCUCUGCCGAAGACCUUCUGUUUUUGAUGCGCAAAGAUAAGAAAAAACUGAGAAGACUGCUAAAGUACAUGUUUUUCCGAGACUACAAAUCCAAGAUUGUCAAGGGCAUCGAUGAGGAUGAUCUUCUGGAAGACAAACUGAGUGGCAGCAAUAAUGCAAACAAAAGACAAAAAAUUGCCCAAGACUUUCUCAACUCUAUUGACCAAACAGGAGAACUCUUGGCAAUGUUUGAAGAUGAUGAAGUCGAUGAAGUUAAACAAGAAAGAAUGGAGAGAGCAGAAAGGCAAACUCGAAUUAUGGAUUCAGCUCAAUAUGCAGAAUUCUGUGAAAGUCGACAAUUAAGUUUCUCCAAAAAAGCCUCCAAAUUUCGAGACUGGUUGGACUGCAGCAGUAUGGAGAUAAAACCCAAUGUUGUCGCUAUGGAAAUUUUAGCAUAUUUAGCAUAUGAAACUGUGGCACAGUUAGUGGACCUGGCUCUUCUUGUGAGGCAGGACAUGGUAACCAAGGCAGGAGACCCCUUCAGCCAUGCCAUUUCUGCAACCUUCAUUCAGUAUCACAACUCUGCUGAGAGCACUGCGGCCUGUGGUGUUGAGGCUCACAGCGAUGCCAUCCAGCCCUGCCACAUCAGAGAGGCCGUUCGACGCUACGGCCACAAGAUUGGCCCCCUUUCCCCAUUCACAGCAGGCUGUAUCUUGGAGAGUAGAGGAGGAAUUCCAACAAGGAAAGAGGAACAUUUGACAACGAAGAGAAACUUUCUGAGCAGAAUAUCCAAAAAGGACAAGAUCUUGAGAUUUGAACGUGUUAUUGCAGUUUCUAGGUUUUUGCAGUCUUCUGAGGGAAUGGCCAGAGACCACGCCUGCAAUAGCUUUGAGCUGGUGUGUAAGUUGCAAAGCAUCAUUUUUCUAAACUUUGGUGAGCGGUUUCCAUCUCGGUGCGAACCCAUUAUCCCUGCCACCACACCCCCAAAACAUGAAAUUGUAAGGAACGAGAGCAGCACCAACUCCGACAGUAGACUUUUGAGGACUGGUGGACGGAUAUGCCGUUAG